Messenger RNA from Cuscuta campestris, 2813 nucleotides. Lineage: Eukaryota; Viridiplantae; Streptophyta; Magnoliopsida; Solanales; Convolvulaceae. The record is from the annotation of a GenBank genome assembly.
GCAGUUUUUACGCAUCCCUCCUUCCCUGGUCUUCUCCAAGGAAACUCUUGAAUAUUUGGCCGAUCUUUGCUAUCGAUUACAUAUUCUCUUCUUCAUCUAAGGAAAGUCGAUCUGUGCUCUCGAUCUUCUCUCUUAAUUUUCUUCUCUUUUCAACCAAAACCAAUAGCACAACAACUCCGAAUUUGAAUCUUUGGGAACAAGAAAGAGAUAAAGCUGGUGGAUAUACAAGAAUACUAAGAACACAAAUUCGAGUUGGUGAUGCUGCUCCUAUGGCAUAUAUAAAGUGAGAUUGGCUUUUGAUUUUGAAUCAAAGAAGAAAAAACAAUUGGUUGGUAGCAAAAUAUGCUACUAUGUAUCUAAAGGCUAUGCUCUAUUUGACAACUUUGCAUUGACAGGUUCAUUGACAGAGAGAAUGAACUUAGGACAAGUUCAAACUUAGGAAGUGACUUAUUCAUAAGAGAUUAGUUUUGUUUAUUCCUUUAAAAUUUAUUCUUUUUCUUUCUACCAAAUUCGUGAACCAAACAUAGUGUAAAUGUGUAAGCUUAUCUUAAGUCGCUUCAUCAUUUGUAUCAUCUUAAAAGAGUUUGCGCUUAGCAUAGAUAUGAAUCUAAAAAAGUGCAUAUUGUUUGUAUUUUAAACAUUUUAAUGCACCUUUGAUAUAUGAAGAGUUAAUGUUUAUGUUUUGUCACGUGAAAAGAUGGCGAUCAUUGGAGACAGUUGUCAAAAUUCCAAUGAAUUGUAGGCCCAACACAAAUCUCUCUAAAACCCCUAAAAGGGUUCCCCUUCCGUUCUGGUCUCGACAACCCGUUCCGCCAUAUCCAUCCAACCCCCUCCCUCCUCUUCAGGUGUGCCAAUGGAUUCCAAAGCAUCGGCCCCCAAUCCACACACUAUUUCAAUCAAAUUGUGGCCCCCAAGUGAAAGCACAAGGAAGAUCUUGGUGGAUCGGAUCACCAACAAUCUAUCUACACCUACCAUUUUCACCCGCAAAUAUGGUAGUCUGAACAAGGACAAUGCUUUUGAAAAGUCCAAACAGAUUGAAGAUGUUGCAUAUUCUGUUGCAAAUAGCCACUAUGACAAGGAGCCUGAUGGUGAUGGGAGUUCGGCAGUCCAGCUUUAUGCUAAAGAAUGUAGUAAGCUCAUCCUAGAAGCUCUAAAGAACACUCCUAAGGACUUUCCUGAGGUUCAAACAGAGCCUCCUAAGACUGACGAGAAAGUGAUCCCUGAAUCUAAAGCUGCUCCUGCUUCGGGUGAAACUGUUUUUGAUAUUUCCAAGGGUAAAAGGGAAUUCAUAGAGGCAGAAGAAGCUGUGGAACUAUUGAAACCAUUGCAAGAGCCAGGAAAUGCUUACACCAAGAUAUGUUUCAGCAACCGAAGCUUUAGCAUAGGAGCAGCCCGGGUUGCCGGGCCCAUCCUGUCAUCCCUCAAGGCCCAACUCAAGGAAGUUGAUCUGUCAGAUUUUGUUGCCGGGAGACCCGAAGCAGAAGCUCUUGAAGUCAUGAGGAUAUUUUCAGAAGCUCUAGAAGGGUGUGACCUGAAGUCUCUGAAUCUCUCAGACAACGCGUUAGGGGAGAAGGGAGUUAGGGCAUUUUCAAGACUCCUGGAGUCCCAGACUGGACUGGAGGAACUGUUUCUGAUGAACGACGGGAUAUCAGAGGAAGCUGCUCGGGCGGUGUGUGAACUAGUUCCAUCCACAAACAAACUUCGGGUUCUACAUUUUCACAACAACAUGACUGGUGACAAAGGGGCCAUAGCCAUUUCCAAGAUUGUGACGCGUUCUUCAUCUUUGGAAGAUUUCAGGUGUUCUUCCACCAGGGUGGGAACUGAAGGGGGUAGGGCUUUGUCUAAAGCACUCGAGACAUGUACCCGUCUCGUGAAGCUCGAUUUGCGGGACAACAUGUUCGGGUCCGACGUGGGCGAGGCCCUAGGCGAAGCACUCUCCAAACACGAGAACCUCUCCGAGGUCUACCUCUCUUACCUCAAUUUGGAGGACGUGGGGGCCACCGCAAUAGCCAACGCCCUAAGGGAAUCCGCCGCGCCACUCAAAAUCUUUGAGAUGGCGGGAAACGACGUGACCGCAGAAGGCGGAAUCGCGCUGGCUUCGUGCCUGUGGGGGAAGGCGUCCCUCGAGAAGCUCAACCUGGCCGAGAACGAGCUCAAGGACGACGGCGCAAUCCGGAUAGCAAAGGCCUUGGAGGAGGGCCACGACCGGUUGAGGGUGGUGGACAUGAGCUGCAAUUCGCUGGGGAGGGCCGGGGCCCGGGUGCUGGCUCAGACACUCAUGGGUAACCCUGAUUUUGAGCUGCUGAAUGUCAACGGGAAUUUCAUAUCGGACGAAGGUGUCGACGAGGUGAAGGACAUAUUCAAGAAAUGUCCCGAAAAGCUCGACACGCUCGAGGACAAUGACCCAGAGGGUGGAGACGAGGACGACGAGGAGGAGGAGAAGGGAUCAGAAGAGGAGAAGAGUGGUGGUGGUGGUGGUGGGAGCGAUGGCGACGAACUUGAGUCAAAGCUCAAAAAACUUGAUGUUAGUGGUGGGGUUGAUGAGUGAAAUCCAACCCCAUAUCUCCCUCCCAAGUGCCAGUGCAGUGCAGUGUUUAUGUUAGCUCUGCUAGCUUAGGUAGCAGAGAACAAUUUGUAUUGCAUUUUGGUUGUAGACUGAAAAGGCUUUUGGUGUAAUUUUAUUUGAAUUCAGGGAAGGCCUAAAACUCUACUGUGGUUUUUACCCAUCACCAAAAUUGUGUUUGUUAAAAAGUCUAAUAUGGCCUCUUUUUUUUUUUGAUUGCUGAACAUUAAUCUGUGGCAAUUUGUUCCCU